Cyclopterus lumpus (lumpfish) is the source of this 1922-nucleotide messenger RNA. RefSeq names its product biogenesis of lysosomal organelles complex-1, subunit 6, pallidin (gene bloc1s6). The transcript has 5 exons. Gene Ontology annotation, cellular component: BLOC-1 complex; extrinsic component of membrane; transport vesicle. Gene Ontology annotation, biological process: intracellular transport. The record is from RefSeq and is a predicted model, not a curated record. Bases 230 to 733 code for a protein of 167 amino acids. NCBI's taxonomy places the organism in Eukaryota, Metazoa, Chordata, Actinopteri, Perciformes, Cyclopteridae.
UCCGGGGAGGUGAGAAGUCGCUCGACUCGUCACACCUACAAAUACAAACAGCCAGUCCGACGGGUAAGACGGUGUUGACAUGUUUACGCUCUACAACCGAGCUAAAAUACUUCCUCUCCCCGGUUAGUUGCUCGGCGGUGUGAUAAUCUAACGUUUCUAAACAAGCUUCGUUUCUCGACGCUUUCAGGCUAUAAAAGCAGCAGUCUGGUUGCAACAAGAGCCGUUGCACAUGGAGGUAGAGGAGAUGGAAGAUGAAGGACCUUCGCUCCAGAGGGAACCUCCACACGUCCAAGAUCUCCGUCUUGCACCGCCGGAAUCAUUGUGUCUGGAGAGCUCGGCGUUUGUGGAUAAGAGAGCGGUGGGCGAGCUCACGGAGGGAUUACUCUCUCACUACCUACCAGAUCUACAGAACUCUAAACGAGCCCUCCAAGAGCUCACACAAAAUCAGCUGAUAUUGUUAGACACACUGGACCAAGAGGUCACCAAGUUCAGAGACUGUAACGCCUUACUGGACCUCAACUCACUGUUUACAGAGGCGAAGGUUUAUCACAACAAACUGGUGAACAUAAGGAAAGAGAUGAUUGUGCUCCACGAGAAAACCACCAAACUAAAGAAAAGAGGGUUGAAGCUUCAGCAACAGAAGCAGAAGGAGGCGCUGGAGAACGAGCAGCGGCACGAGAAGGAGCGCGAGAGAGAAAGGCAGCUCGUGGCCAAACCUGCAAAAAGAACUUAGGAUCCCCAAGUACGUCUGCUGUAUAAAGGGGUCGCGCCGGGGCUUUUUGCAUUCAUAACGUAUUACUGCUGACUGUUUUCCAAAGCAAAAGUAUUUUUUGGGGCAAGAGAAUCAAUCAAUCAGACAGGCAGAUGGUGGGGAGAUUUAGUUUUUUUACAAGGUUUUAGUUUUUUUACAGGAUUUUUACAAUGUUUUGUUGCCUAUGUCAAGCAGGUUUUAUGUUUAUUUUUUUUCAUUUCCAUUGGAAUUGUUAGGAAUCAACUUGGCUCCACCUAAAAUACAUAGGGCAUUUAGUUUGCCUUUGUUUCCUACAGUAUUACAGAAAAGACUGUAAAUGUCGUGCUUAACUUUUGGGACGCGAGUUGUGAUCUGGUAACUUGACUCCUGUUGUUUCUGCACAUGGAGGACGACACUCGCCCAUCUUGAUACUUAGAGGUGACAAGAUCUGUUUUAAUUGAAGGUGGGAAGCUGUCUUUGCGGAAAGAAAUGGAUUGAGAAAAAAAAAUCCAUUCAAAAAUCUUCAAGACUAAUAAUAAGGGUAGCGUAAUGAACUUUAGGAAAUAGUCCACUUAACAGUAUAUGUGAUUUUUGUUGUUGUAAAUGGGCCAAAACGUGCACAAAGUGUGGUGGGAUCCUUUAUGUUGCCAAGAUCACCACAAACCAAAGACAUGGGACUAAAUCAUCAAAUGCUGGUACUUCCCACCAUCGACCUCUGAUGACACACACAAACUCCAGCUCUUCUUUGAGGGUGGAACAAAUUACUCAAAGACACUUGCAGCCGUUGGACAAUGACAUGGAGGAGAAUCAAUGAGUUUGUGGGUUAAAGAUAUAGUGUUAAUAUAUGUUAUUCCUGUUAGUGCUGAAUGUUAAAUAACAGGAAUGCUGUUUCAGUUGGUCUGCACUAAAGUUAACUGACUGUGUUUCCAGGUGUUAUGAGAAUGGAUGAUAAUACCAAAUCGUGUACAUUUGUUGAGCAGACUUUUCAAGAGGCUUCUUAUCCACUACUUUUGCAGUACGCAAUCUGACCCACAAUCCUUUGUGCAGCAGAUCUAUGAGCAAGAGGGUCAAAGUUCAAGAUGCGUAGUAUGUCCCAAGUGAAUGCGUAUUGCAUGCAACAGUACACACUUUGUAAAAAUAGCUGCAGUAUGCUCUAAAAGUAAAAUUCAAUAAAUGUGAUUUGGAACACGGA